Molecule: messenger RNA, 2757 nt
Organism: Stegastes partitus (bicolor damselfish)
Lineage: Eukaryota; Metazoa; Chordata; Actinopteri; Pomacentridae
Gene: camk2b1
Product: calcium/calmodulin-dependent protein kinase (CaM kinase) II beta 1
Exons: 17
Coding region: 173-1645 (490 amino acids)
Biological process (GO): protein phosphorylation
Molecular function (GO): calcium/calmodulin-dependent protein kinase activity; ATP binding; calmodulin binding
Source: RefSeq, a predicted model, not a curated record
CGCCUCGUCCUGAUAUAUCGAAGCUCCGCAGCCGGCGCCUCCUACACGGCUUGUCAGCGCUCCAACGGCCGCUAGCUGCUGGGCGGACCUGGGCCUCCUCACCGCGACAUUCAGCCUCAAAGCAACAGAGUUGAUUGUUGAGAAGAAGGAGAAGAAGAGAGAGACCGGGAGAAUGGCCACGACAACCUGUACGCGAUUCACGGACGAGUACCAGCUGUACGAGGAGCUGGGCAAGGGAGCGUUUUCAGUGGUGCGCCGAUGUGUGAAGCUGUGCACAGGACAGGAGUACGCCGCUAAAAUAAUCAACACCAAAAAGUUAUCUGCACGAGAUCACCAGAAGCUGGAGCGAGAGGCUCGGAUUUGUCGUCUGUUGAAGCACCCCAACAUUGGUGAGGACUCCACCUCUUCCUCCCUCCAGGUCAAGCAUCCCAUGUUUGAUAUAGGUUUACGUACAUUCAUAUAUAUACGUGUGUGUGUGCACAGGGUGACCGGAGGCGAGCUGUUUGAGGACAUCGUAGCCAGAGAGUAUUACAGCGAGGCCGACGCCAGUCAUUGCAUCCAGCAGAUCCUGGAGGCGGUGCUUCACUGCCAUCAAAUGGGCGUGGUGCACCGGGACCUGAAGCCAGAGAACCUGCUGCUGGCGAGCAAGUGUAAGAACGCUGCAGUGAAGCUGGCCGACUUCGGCCUGGCUAUUGAGGUGCAGGGGGAUCAGCAGGCCUGGUUCGGGUUUGCUGGCACACCGGGGUACCUGUCCCCUGAGGUCCUGAGGAAGGAGGCAUAUGGCAAACCAGUGGACAUCUGGGCCUGCGGGGUGAUCCUCUACAUCCUGCUGGUGGGUUACCCUCCUUUCUGGGACGAGGACCAGCACAAGCUGUACCAGCAGAUCAAGGCUGGGGCUUAUGAUUUCCCUUCCCCAGAGUGGGACACAGUCACCCCAGAGGCCAAAAACCUCAUCAACCAGAUGCUGACCAUCAACCCAGCCAAGAGGAUCACUGCUCAGGAGGCCCUCAAACACCCAUGGGUCUGCCAACGAUCCACAGUGGCGUCUAUGAUGCACAGACAGGAGACCGUGGAGUGCCUGAAGAAAUUCAAUGCCAGGAGGAAACUCAAGGGGGCCAUUCUCACCACCAUGCUGGUUUCUAGAAAUUUCUCUGCAGCCAAGACUUUGCUCAACAAAAAGGCAGAUGUCAAGGAAUCAUCAGACAGCAGCAACACCACUGUGGAAGAUGAAGAUGUGAAAGCACGCAAACAAGAAAUAAUCAAGAUCACUGAGCAGCUGAUAGAGGCAAUCAACAACGGAGACUUUGAGGCCUACGCCAAGAUCUGCGACCCCGGACUGACCUCGUUUGAGCCGGAGGCGUUGGGCAACCUGGUAGAGGGGAUGGAUUUCCACAGAUUCUACUUUGAGAACCUUUUGGCUAAGAACAGCAAGCCCAUCCACACCACCAUCCUGAACCCUCACGUCCACCUGAUCGGUGAGGAUGCCGCCUGCAUCGCUUACAUCCGCCUGACUCAGUUUGUCGACGGCCAGGGUCGGCCGCGGUCCAGCCAGUCAGAGGAGACUCGCGUCUGGCAUCGCAGAGACAGCAAGUGGCAGAACAUCCACUUCCACUGCUCAGGCGCACCAGCUGCGCCGCUCCAGUGAGGGUCGAACGCUGUAGUUCUGUCUGUCGGGAGUGCUCUGCUGGAGAGAGAGAGGAUGAGGAGGAGGAGGAAGGGAUGAAAGAACAUGUCCAGUGUCGGUCUGGGGGCUCCUCACCCUUCAACAACAAACCCUCCCUCACUGGACGCCCGGCCUCACCCCCCCCAGCAUGCAUCUCUUCUUUUACUCCUACUGCCCCCUGUCUGUCACCGUCCCCACGACAACCAUCAAACAGCAGCGAGUCAACGUCCAGCAGCUUGACAUCCUUCACCCCCCCAGCUUCCUCUUCUUCCCCUGGCACGCUGGGGCUUUGAUGGGGUUGGGGUGUUUUCAGCUCUGGGUGUGAUUCCUUCUUCCUGUGGUCUCUUUCCCACCAGCCUCAUGUCCUCCUGUGAAUCCACACUUGUGUGACAUAAACACUGCACUGGAAAUACAGUAUGUAAAGUUUUAAGUAAACUCUAUGAUUAUUAUCAUUACGAUAUUAUUAUGAUGAUGAUUAUUAUUAUUACACAUUUGCAAUUGUAUAUGUCAUUUGUAUAAUUCAGAAUUCUUGAUGCCGGUGGUUUCUAGAGUCGAAGGAAGUUUUUUUGUUUUGUUUUUCUCUCUUUUUAAGGAAGCAUGUCCCCCCCAUAUUAACAGUGGCUGUUUUUUAUUGUGGCUAUUAAGUGAAAAAUGAUAUUGGCAGUUUUUGUAAUUUGCUUCUUGUAUGUUAGCUAUAAUACUGCGCCCAAAAUCAUGGUCGACAUGUUUUUGUUUGUUUGUUUUUGGUGGGUUUUUUUGCUGUUGUUUGUCUUUUUUUGGAAGGGGGUGCCUGUGAUGGGUGUCAUCUGUGAAUGCAGAGAGUGUGUGUGGUCAUGUCCGCCAAUCAGAGUUUGACUAGCUGCAGCGUGAGCAGCCGGUGCCGCUACACUCUGUGUCUUCCUGCAUCACAGCAGAACAAGCAGCAUGCAACAGGAGUUUAAUCAUAAAUUCGUGUUUCUGUCUCACUGGAACGCCUUUGGCUCGCCGAACACUGAGGUGGGAGGUCGCCUUGAAAAACAUGUUGCUUUUUUCUGCUAGAGUUCCUUUUCUGGAUUUGUGGGUCUGUCACCAUAAAAAAGUGUUUCCCAUCAUAA